Molecule: messenger RNA, 1349 nt
Organism: Aspergillus uvarum CBS 121591
Lineage: Eukaryota; Fungi; Ascomycota; Eurotiomycetes; Eurotiales; Aspergillaceae
Product: NAD(P)/FAD-dependent oxidoreductase
Exons: 3
Coding region: 1-1224 (407 amino acids)
Molecular function (GO): sarcosine oxidase activity; flavin adenine dinucleotide binding; saccharopine oxidase activity
Source: RefSeq, a predicted model, not a curated record
AUGACGGUAGACGCCCCCUACGAUAUCCUCAUUGUUGGAGGGGGGAUCUUCGGUGUCAGUACGGCCUAUCAUUUAUCGCUCCAAUCGCCGCAGCCACGCAUCCUCCUCCUCGAUCGCAGUCCUGCGCCACCCUCUCCCGCAGCUUCUACUGAUAUCAACAAGAUCAUCCGCGCGGAUUACUCCAAUCCGCUCUACAUGACCCUCGGAUUUGAGGCCCUCGACGCCUGGAAAUCCCUCCCCAGCUUCCGAGCCGCCAGAGUCCACCAUCCGUCGGGAUGGAUCUGCAUGGACGAGAAAGACAGCGACACCGCCAUCCGCGUUCGCCAGAAUUUCCACCGCGCCGGUCGCGAUGACUGCGUCGAAAACAUGACAGAGGCGGAAAUCCGCGAGUCGUGGGGCGGGCUGCUCCAACAGACCGACUGCUCGCCGUUCGGGUCCUACUACUUCAACCCCUCCGCGGGCUGGGCCGAUGCGGGCAAGGCGCUGCAGAUCCUGACGCAGGAGGCCGUCCAGCGGGGCGUCCGCACGGUCUACACGGCCGAGAAGAUCGUUCUGGCGACCAGUGCGUGGACGAGUCAGCUCAUGUCGUCCAUCGAGGAUGAGCUGGAUCUCCCCGAGGCGGACCGGAUCGAGCGACAGAUCACCGCUGCAGGGGUGUGCGUGUCGCAUUUCCGUCUGUCGCCGGCAGAGCACGAGCGCUACGCACAGCUGCCGGUUCUUGCUUAUGGUGGACAAGGAGAGGUGAUUCCGCCUACGGCAGAUGGGAUCCUCAAGUUUACGACGGCCUCCUCUUUUACCAAUACCAUUCGCACUGCAUCUGGGCACGAGAUUUCUGUGCCGGUGCCUGAUCAGUUGACGGUUCCUCAGAAACUCCAGGAGGCGCACCUGAAAGAAAUCCGUCCCCGACUGCCCGAGCUGCUGGACCAAGGACGUCGCCAGCCCGAGUGGUACCGCCUCUGCUGGGACGCCAUCUCCCCCAGCCAACACCCGCUGAUCACUCGGCAUCCCGACUCACGGCUAGCCAGCCUUUAUCUCGCCGUGGGAGGUUCAUUCCACAGCUACAAGUUUCUCCCGACGAUUGGGCAGUAUGUGGUGAACGUGCUGCAAGGGGUGAGCAACGGGCCCGAGAAAGACGAGGCGUGGGCGUGGAAGACAAUCCAGCCGAGCGAAAAGGGCGUGCAUGAGAAAUUGAUUCCUACCACGGAGUAUCGAGACUUGGUGUGAGGAGGUGGCGUUGGAACACAGCACAGCCGAGUGCACGGUUGGGGUAAUACGAGGACGCGUGGCUGCCAAUGCGGGGGAUGCAAUUAGCUCGAUCCAUUCAUGCAAUAGCUCACCGACUGUUAAGG